Triticum aestivum (bread wheat) is the source of this 2170-nucleotide messenger RNA. Its product is annotated as probable inactive purple acid phosphatase 27. Gene Ontology annotation, molecular function: acid phosphatase activity; metal ion binding. The record is from RefSeq and is a predicted model, not a curated record. Lineage: Eukaryota; Viridiplantae; Streptophyta; Magnoliopsida; Poales; Poaceae. The transcript has 10 exons. The coding region runs from base 118 to 2001 and encodes 627 amino acids.
GAACAGUAUCGUCACGACUCAGGAGUCAACUGAAUUAAAAACUCCCUAUAAAAUCGUGAGUCCCAUCAUCGGCUGUCGGCGUCGUCCAACGUUGGCAUCGUGUUGGUAGAGCAAAAGAUGGGAGCAAGCGCGCUGCCGGCGCUGCUGGUGGCGGCCGUGCUGCUGCUGAUGGCCGCCGCCGCCACGGCGAUCACGGUGGAGGACUCGGCGCCGGACAACAUCCAGCCGCUGUCGACGCUGAACCUGGCCGCCGCGCAGGUCGCCAUGGACCCCGGGUCGGCCAUCCACGCCUCACCCGACGUGCUCGGCAAGGACGGGGAGGAUUCCGCGUGGGUGGCGGUCAACUUCACGACGCCCUCGCCCUCCUCCGACCACUGGAUUGGCCUCUUCUCCCCGGCCGAUUUCAGCUCCGGCAUCGGGAGCGCCAGGGUAGCAGGGGAAGGAGAUGCGCCCGCAGGGCUGCCCGUGGCUCCGAUCAAGUACAAGCUGGGCAACUGCGAGCCGGAUUUCCUGCGCACCGGCGGCGGCAACACCAGCUUCCUCCUCAUCAACCAGCGCUCCGACUACGCCUUCGGCCUCUUCUCCGGCGGCAAGGACAAGCCUAAGCUUCUGGCGAUCUCGAACAAGAUCUCCUUCGCGAACCCCAAGGCCCCGGUGUUCCCGCGCCUGUCCCAGGGGAAGCAAUGGAACGAGAUGGCGGUUACGUGGACGAGCGGGUACAACAUCGGUGAGGCGUACCCGUUCGUGGAGUGGAGGAUGAAGGGCGAGGAGACCUCCAAGCGGACGCCCGCCGGCACGCUCACCUUCACGCGAGGCCACCUCUGCGGUAAUCCGGCCCGUGGACAGGGCUACAGGGAUCCGGGUUACAUCCAUACCGCGUUCCUCAAGGACCUCUGGCCAAACAGAGAGUACUCAUAUCAGAUUGGGCACGAGCUGCAGGACGGGACGGUGGCGUGGGGCAAGUCCGCCACCUUCCGCGCGUCCCCCUACCCGGGCCAGGCUUCGCUCCAGCGCAUCGUCAUCUUCGGCGACAUGGGACUCGGGGCAAAGGACGGGAGCAGCGAGCUCCAGGGAUUCCAGCCCGGGGCGCAGGUGACCACCGACCGGCUGGUCAAGGACCUGCCCAACUACGACGCCGUGUUCCACAUCGGCGACCUCUCCUACGCCAACGGCUUCCUCGCGCAGUGGGACCAGUUCACCGCGCAGAUCGAGCCCAUUGCCUCCAAGCUCCCCUACAUGGUCGCCAGCGGCAACCACGAGCGGACGUACAUGGACACCGGCGGGUUCUACAACGGCAACGACUCACACGGCGAGUGCGGCGUGCCGGCGGAGACCUACUUCUACGUGCCGGCGGCGGCGCACCGUGGCAAGUUCUGGUACGCCGCCGACUACGGCAUGUUCCGCUUCUGCGUGGGCGACACGGAGCACGACUGGCGGCCCGGGUCCGAGCAGCACGCGUUCCUCGACGCCUGCUUCGCCGGCGCCGACCGCAAGCACCAGCCGUGGCUCGUCUUCCUGGCGCACCGCCCGCUCGGCUACUCCUCCAACGACUUCUACGCGCAGGAGGGCUCCUUCGCGGAGCCCAUGGGCCGCGCCCUGCAGCCGCUCUGGCAGCGCCACCGCGUCGACCUCGCCGUCUACGGCCACGUCCACAACUACGAGCGGACGUGCCCUGUCUACGAGAACACGUGCACCGUCAAGGGCAAAGAUCGGCAGAGCAGCUACGCGGGGGCGACGGGAGGGACCAUCCACGUCGUGGCCGGCACGGGCGGCGCCAAGCUGAGGAGCUACGCCGGCGGCGCGUGGCCGCAGUGGAGCGUGGCGAGGAACGAGAGCUUCGGGUACGUCAAGCUCACUGCUAGCGACCACGCGUCCAUGCGGUUCGAGUUCAUCCACAGCGACGACGGCGCCGUGCAUGACGCCUUCACCAUCACCAGGGACUACAAGGACAUCAUGGCCUGCGCCGUCGACAGCUGCGCGCCACACACCCUAGCCAACUAGAACUGCUAGUAUAGCUUGCGGAAUGCAGAAUUGCAGUAUUAAACUCCGUGUAGAAAUUUCUUCCCUUUUUCUUAGAGUAGAAUUUAUGCGUGUGUUCGUCUUAAUUUCUUUGAGGCCGGCCCCUUCUCAUCCAUUCUGCAAACUGGGAGAACAAAUGACGAAAAAAAUA